Molecule: messenger RNA, 1563 nt
Organism: Penicillium robsamsonii
Lineage: Eukaryota; Fungi; Ascomycota; Eurotiomycetes; Eurotiales; Aspergillaceae
Exons: 8
Coding region: 1-1563 (520 amino acids)
Biological process (GO): tripeptide transport; transmembrane transport; dipeptide transport
Cellular component (GO): plasma membrane
Molecular function (GO): allantoate transmembrane transporter activity; dipeptide transmembrane transporter activity
Source: RefSeq, a predicted model, not a curated record
AUGCCAAAGGACUCAAGUAAGACGGACAAGCCGUACAAUGAUAAGCUGGAUGGUCAAUGUGUUGAAAAUGGUACCCUUGAGUCUUCAUUCGAAUAUUCCGCCAGCCUAGAGAAAAAGCUGGUUCGGAAGAUUGAUUUGAUGGUCCUUCCAAUCAUGCUGUUCGCCUACAUGAUGGCUUUUCUGGAUAAGCAGACAUUGAACUACACCUCUCUUAUGAGUAUUCGGGAGGACCUUCAUCUGGUCGGCUCCCAGUAUAAUUGGUCAUCCAGCAUAUUUUACUUCGGAUACUUGUUCUUCUCGUACCCAGCAUCCUUGUUAAUGGUCAAGUUCCCACUCGGCAAAUAUCUUUCUACGGUCUUUAUUUUGUGGGCCAUCGUUCUGGCCUGUCAUGCAGCUACUACGAACUUUGCUGGUUUGAUGGUGGCGCGUUUCUUUCUCGGGUGUACAGAAGCAAGCCUCUCCCCAGGCUUUACAUUGAUCACUUCUCUUUGGUACAGAACAUCUGAACAACCACUUCGUCAUGGUGUCUGGUUUUGUGGAAAUGCUUUAUCUUCGAUCAUUGGAAACUUGAUCGCUGUUGGGAUACUGCAGAUUGAAACCCAUCUGAAGACAUGGCAGUGGCUAUUCAUAAUUUUUGGAAUCAUUACAUUCCUUUUGGGGAUUGUUAUGCUUUUCCGCCUCCCCGAUUCGCCUACUUCUGCGAGUUUCCUAACCGAAGAGGAAAAGCUCAUUGCAAUAGAACGAUUGAAGGCGAACCAAACUGGGUUCAAAAACUCAAACAUUGAUAACUCGCAGAUUAUGGAAGCAUUUACGGAUGUGAAGACUUGGUUGCUUGCAAUUUUGAUACUGGCUGGCAAUAUUCCAAAUGGUGGCUUCACAACGUUCAACGGAUUGGUCCUACGAGGGUUCGGGUUUUCAACUUUCAACACACUGUUGCUUGGUAUACCAUGUGGUGUGGUUGUUGUCCUCUUCGUGUUGCUGUCGCCCUUAAGAGGUAUCAUUUCAUCCAAGGUGCCUAAUAGCCGAUGCCUUGUUAUGGUCGGAUGCAACGUGAUAAGGUACCAGCAUUUUCCUUUUUUUUUUAUGUUAGACAACUCACAAAACACUAACACCUCAAACAGUAUCAUUGGCAGCGCUCUGGUCUAUGCCACCGACUCUGUGGGUUCCCGUUACGCAGGCCUGCUUCUCAUGGGAAUCUACUCGGCUACAAUGCCUAUUUCAAUGGCAAUGAUCAGCUCCAACGUAGGUGGCUUUACAAAGAAAGCUACCGUCAGUGCAAUUUACUUCAUCAUGUACUGCACCGGCAAUAUCAUCGGUCCGCAGCUAUUUUUCGAAAGAGAAGCACCAAGAUAUCAGAGUGGAUUCCUGGCUAUCAUUAUUUGCUUAAUUGUAUGUGUGGUUGACGGGUUCGCCCUUCUGUUCUAUCUUCAUUGGACAAAUAUUAGACGCGACAAACAGCGCAUGGAGACCGUGUCGGAGGACCAAGAGAAACACGAGGUUAAUGAGACACGGCUGCUCGAUACCACAGAUCUAAAGAACAGGGGUUUCAGAUAUGUCUUUUAA